Molecule: messenger RNA, 1100 nt
Organism: Tuber melanosporum (Perigord truffle)
Lineage: Eukaryota; Fungi; Ascomycota; Pezizomycetes; Pezizales; Tuberaceae
Exons: 3
Coding region: 100-1029 (309 amino acids)
Source: RefSeq, a predicted model, not a curated record
CCUCUCCUUCUUCUCCUCCAUCUUCCUCUACCUUCUCACUUUAGCUCCAACAAACCUUAAAGAACCUCUACAAACAAAAGAACAAGCCAACAAACAAUCAUGUCCGUCAACAAGAACCCUACCGACACUAAGGUGGCUGCCGUGGCUUCGGACCCACCUUCAUACACUGACGCUACCUCUUCCACUGUGCCCGUCUAUGGCGAUGGCAACGUCUUCACUGACCAGCCGACGAUGUCCUACACUGCAACUUCCCCAGAGCCGUACACCCCUCGCAAGAAAGGGUGGAUGACCGGAAUUUUCGAUUGCUUCGUCGAACCUGCAUCCAGUGCCAAGGCCCUCUGCUGUCCUUGCGUUUCGUAUGCGCAGACCCGUCAUCGUCUCCAUGCUCCUAAUACCCCUGCGCCAGUUCUCUCGACCCCUUGCCUGGGCUACUGCCUUGUGAUGUCUUGUUUCCCUGGUGCCGAGUUCAUCUUUGGGUUCAUGCAGCGUGGUGAUAUCCGUAAUAGACUUCAUAUCGAUCACUCGUUGCCCAAGGGGACCGUCUCACCGGCCUCCACCUCGGGCGAGCCUGGUAGGACGAGGGUUUUUGAGAGUAUGGAUAGUGCUGGUGGAUGUGUUGAUGAUUUCUGGAGACACUUUUUUUGUGCUCCUUGCUCGCUUGCGCAGGAGGACCGUGAGGUUAGCCGGUGGGAGAGGGAGGUUGCUGGUGGUGAGGGAUGGUGCGAUGAGGAUGAGGAACUUGGUGGAUUUAGAGGCGUUGAAACCACCCGAGGAGAGGAGGGUAUCUCUGAGGAAGGUGAAAGACUCUUGGGAUGUGAAAGGGUUCCAUUUCCCUUUGUCUACUCUUCUUUCUCGCUUUCCUUACUGGGUAUUACUAUUGGACAGGGUGGGUCGGUCGGUCGGUUGGUUGGUUGGUUUGGUAGGAUGGGCUGCAGAGCAUCAGCGUUUUCAACUCGGAUCAUUUCCUUACUCUUGUUCCUUUCUCGUUGUUUUUUCUUUUUUUUUCUUCGUUCCCACUCUUUCUACUAGGUUGCUAUGUAGUUCUAUAGUCAUAGGCCAAUACAAGUAGGUUGCUGAGCUCCAAACUUGAAGCAGAAAAA